This is a messenger RNA of Lichtheimia ornata, 813 nucleotides long. RefSeq lists its product as uncharacterized. The transcript is spliced from 4 exons. Bases 1 to 813 code for a protein of 270 amino acids. Gene Ontology annotation, biological process: regulation of transcription by RNA polymerase II. NCBI's taxonomy places the organism in Eukaryota, Fungi, Mucoromycota, Mucoromycetes, Mucorales, Lichtheimiaceae. Gene Ontology annotation, molecular function: DNA-binding transcription factor activity, RNA polymerase II-specific; RNA polymerase II cis-regulatory region sequence-specific DNA binding. The record is from RefSeq and is a predicted model, not a curated record.
AUGGCACAGCCCGAGGAUCAAGUGCUUAACGACCCACCGAUGGCGGUGCUUCCUUUGAAUUCGAGUUCGAAACUCGACCAAGAGCCCAACCCCUUUGAACAAAGCUUUUCCGGUGCUACGGCUACAACAAAGCCGGUGCUUCCACCUGUGUCAUCCAUCACUAGUCCCGCUCCAUUACAGCAUGAAGCCAAUACCUUGCGCACGGGCCCUCUUUCACCUUCUAUGCUAGCAGGUCCAAAUACGCAUUCAUCGCAUCAUCAUCAUCACCAUCAUCAUCGAGAAUCUUCAGAACAACAACAACAACAACAACAACAAUCAGCUCCAUCUACGACCACCACCACCACCACCACCGCCAAACGCACUACUAAAAAGAAAUCAGCUAAACAUAUCGAGGAUGAUGAGAAACGGAAAAACUUUUUGGAACGCAAUCGAAUAGCUGCACUGAAAUGUCGACAACGCAAAAAACAGUGGCUCAACAACCUGCAGUCCAAGGUGGAAUUACUGACCAAUGAGAAUGAACAACUCCAAACACAAGUGGAAUCAAUGCGUGAAGAGAUCGUGAAUCUAAAGACGUUGUUACUUGCACAUAAGGAUUGUCCAUUGGCACAACAAACGAAAAUGAUGGGUAAUGGCGGCGGCGGUGGCGGCGGUAAUCAUCAUCACCCACGAGCAACAGGUCCACCACCCUCAUCAACAGGCGUAACCAUGGCAGGCACAGGUGGUGUCUAUAACCCUCAUCAAAUGCCAACAUCUUUUGCUUCUCAACCACCCAACACAAUGAUGCCAGCAUCCACAGGUGUCAUACGAUUCUGA